Fusarium odoratissimum NRRL 54006 is the source of this 3083-nucleotide messenger RNA. RefSeq names its product adenosinetriphosphatase. The coding region runs from base 378 to 2789 and encodes 803 amino acids. The record is from RefSeq and is a predicted model, not a curated record. Gene Ontology annotation, molecular function: ATP hydrolysis activity; ATP binding. The transcript has 3 exons. Lineage: Eukaryota; Fungi; Ascomycota; Sordariomycetes; Hypocreales; Nectriaceae.
CCUGGACUACGUCACCGCCUGCCCAAGUUUAACCUGCUAAUCCAUGUCAGGUAUGCAGGUCGAUCAACUUGAUCACGUUUAACUAUCAUCAGCAGAGACAGCGCCUUAUACCACCGGCCUUGACUCGAUCACGUCUUUUUUUUUUUUUUUCAAUCACACCAAACACCACAACGUGCGCGACCCUGUUAUACCAAGGUAUUGGCUCAUCAACUCAACUGCUCAGCCUAAACGCGUCCCCACCUAAACAACCUUCACAAUCUGCUCUGCUCGCCAAACACAUAACAGUUAACACCACGGCAGUCUUUAACAGUCGGCGGGCUAGGGCGCAACUGAAGCCAGUCUCUGGGCUACUAUGGUAGUGAUUUGCAGUGGGAGCCAUGUUACGGAACAGGGCCCUGGCUGUUUUGCAGAAGACCUACGAUGAUAGUUAUCUAAGUUGCUCGACUGCUAUUUACUAUGAAGGCCAGGGUAAUGAGAUAGAAGCCAUGCGACAUUGGCGAGCUGCCCUUGAUCAGAUCUAUGAUUACAAUGCAAACCGGGCACCCCCCGCAUAUGGCCCACGUACAGACACCGAGAAAGCCUUACAAGAGGCUCUGAAACAGCUCGAAUUACAAUGUAAAGAACGAAUCGAUCUUCUGGAAGCUCUCAGAAUCUCGCGGCAAGAAGAGAUGACCACCCCGCAACCACCACCCGGCAAGUUGACAAAGCGACCAAGUAUUCCUGAGGGAAGAGGUUCUCUUGGACAGGGCACAAUCACCGCCAUGCAGUAUUCUGAACUAUCACGACCAACCCUUCCACACCGUCCAUCACAGCCUCGGCGUACAUCAUCAGAACUCGCUAUCGUGGAUGGACCCAGCACACAUCUAGAUCCAAACAUGGCCUUCCCGUCGCUUUCUCGAUCUGCAUCGCCUGGAGGACCAGCUCUACCGCCGAGACCGAACAAGACUUUACGGACACCAAGCCCAGAAAAGCACACCAUGAGGACGACUUUACGUUCCGGUAAAUUAGGAGAAAAGUCCACCAAACCGCGAAAGCCAGCAAAGCCACUCGCCGAAGGAUCAAGCAAAGCAGCGACUUUGGCAUGGAGCGCGCUCGGUUCAAGGGAAAGAUUCGCGAGGGGGGCCCAGUCGGAGUCCACUCCAGCAACAGCGAGCCCUAGCUCUCGCACUUCCUUGGAUCAAAUUCGCAGGCCAGUACCAACGCAAUGGGAUAGUCACUCGAGGCGUUUGGUUGUGCCAAAGGACCGCGAUCUUGAUGGAGAACCUUCAGGAAAUACACGACACUCUGAUGAGUACUGUUACGCCCGUCCAUCCAUGCUAUCGGUCACUGCUGCUUCCAGUGCUUUAAAUUCGUCUUCGUAUCAAGAUUUACCUUCAUCAGAUGCUUACACAAGUCGAACGGAUCGAUUGCCCAACUCGCGCAACGGAUUCGCUUCGCCAUCGCCACGCAAAGUAUCGAGGCAAGAGCGAGCCAACGAUACUGAGACCGGCGACGAUUCUGGAGAGGCAUCAGAGAGGAGAAGUGUGUCAAACAACUUACCAAUCCGUAGUCCAGCAGCGAGGCAGCCUGGAAGAUCUUUAAAACCCUCAAGGCCUCAUGCUGAGAGCAGAGAUAGGUCACGACGGCGUGAACGCAAGGUUCGGCAAGUCUCCACCUCAAGCGCCUCUGACGAUGACACGAAUGGGACAAGUUCCAGACCACGUCGAGUGAAGGAGAAAGAAGCUCCUAUAGAAGCCGGUUCCCAAGAGGAUGAUUCAGAUGCGUCUGAAUCAGAGACUUUAGAAAAGUCCCCUGACGAUAUGAGUGAAUGGAAAAACAAGAAGAAGCAAAUUUUGAAGAACCUGCCCGCUGGCGUCGAUACAGCAGCCGCCAAGCAAAUAUUAAACGAUAUUGUCGUUCAAGGUGACGAGGUUCAUUGGAGUGAUGUGGCUGGUCUUGAAAUUGCAAAGAACGCACUUCGAGAGACUGUUGUUUAUCCAUUUUUACGGCCCGAUCUUUUCAUGGGCCUCCGAGAACCAGCCAGAGGAAUGCUCCUAUUUGGACCGCCAGGAACAGGAAAGACUAUGCUCGCGAGGGCUGUGGCAACAGAGUCUAAGUCAACAUUCUUUUCGAUUUCGGCAAGCAGCCUGACAAGCAAAUACUUGGGAGAGUCGGAAAAGCUGGUACGAGCUCUUUUUGGAUUGGCCCGGACACUGGCACCCAGUAUUAUCUUUGUGGACGAGAUCGACUCGCUGCUUUCACAGAGAUCAGGGUCUGGAGAGCACGAAGCCACCAUGAGGAUUAAGACAGAGUUUCUUAUUCAGUGGAGCGAUCUUCAACGUGCUGCUGCUGGAAGAGAAGCGACCGAGAAAGACAAGGAAAGGGGGGACGCCAACCGAGUCCUUGUGUUGGCGGCGACGAACCUCCCCUGGGCAAUUGACGAGGCGGCUCGAAGACGUUUUGUGCGACGACAAUACAUCCCGUUACCUGAACCGACUACUCGCGAGACACAGCUCAGGACCCUUCUGGGUCAGCAGAAACAUGACUUGUCUAAUGAUGAUAUCCUCAAGUUGGUGGAAUUGACAGAUGGUUUUUCGGGUUCAGAUAUUACAGCCUUGGCUAAGGAUGCAGCCAUGGGACCAUUGCGAUCCCUUGGAGAGGCACUGUUACACAUGACUAUGGAUGAGAUCCGACCAAUUCAAUUGUCCGAUUUCGAGGCGAGCUUGACGACCAUACGGCCGAGUGUCAGUAAAGCUGGUCUAAAAGAGUACGAAGACUGGGCGACAGAGUUUGGAGAAAGGGGGGGAUAGAUAGACUGCAAUUAUUCUGGUAAACAAACAUGUAACAAAAAGGCACAGGUACAUUGUAUGCGCAGGGGCAUCAUGGAUAGCACAACCCCAGUCCGACACACUGGGCUACGGGUAAAGGAGUUGUAAACGGGCUGAAUGUCUAGUAUGUCAUUUAUAUGUUACAAAUGGUACAGUUGGUUAACAGCUCCUUCUCUGUUGCCAUGAUCCUCCCGCAUGAUAUCGUACAGAACCUAGCUGUUCCAGCCCUCUGUUCCUAUCGCCUUGUCCCAAAAAGCAGGUAUCCCGCAUUGUCCA